Molecule: messenger RNA, 1518 nt
Organism: Fusarium proliferatum ET1
Lineage: Eukaryota; Fungi; Ascomycota; Sordariomycetes; Hypocreales; Nectriaceae
Exons: 3
Coding region: 1-1518 (505 amino acids)
Biological process (GO): transmembrane transport
Cellular component (GO): membrane
Molecular function (GO): transmembrane transporter activity
Source: RefSeq, a predicted model, not a curated record
AUGGGAACAGAAAGUGAAGUAAAUGCCGCGCAGGCGCCGGUGGGAACGAGAGAUGAAGCCAUCGCCAUUGUAGGCGAGGAGCAGCACUCGAUUGAUCCCAUCGUCGCGGCGCGCGCAGUCCGAAAGAUUGAUUUGUUUCUCAUCCCCGCCAUGAUCAUAGGAUAUGGCCUCGUAUACUACGACAAAGCUAUUCUCGGUUCAGCAGUUCUCUUCGGCAUGACGACGGAUUUACACCUCACCAUUGUUGAUGCAACGACUACACCGCCAACAGUCGACACUCGUCGCCUAAGCUGGGCAACGUCGCUGUUCUACUUUGGAAUGCUGGCGGGUUUGUAUCCCAUGACAUUCGCUCUUCAGAGGUUCAACAUCGGUCGUGUUCUCGGCGGCGUGGUCGUUGUGUGGGCUGCUAUUUGCAUGCUGACUGCUGCGGUGACGUCCUACCAAGGUUUAUACGUGCAGCGAUUCUUCCUCGGUUUCGUAGAGAGUAUUAUCCCUACUGGGUUCAUGUGUAUUGUCUCGGGGUACUAUACGCAAUCUGAGCAGUCGCUGCGACAGAGUUGGUGGUUCUCGUCGACGGGACUGUUCACCAUUAUUGGUGGAGCGAUGAACUAUGGCUUUGCGCAGAUUACGGGUGGGGGAUUGAAGAGAUGGCAGUACAUCUAUCUCCUCGCUGGAUCUCUCACCUUUCUCUUUGGACUGUUCUGCUUCAUUAUGCCGAAUUCGCCUGUGUCAGCUUGGUUCCUCACUUCUGAGGAACGCUUCGCUGCUGUUGAGCGUUUGAGACACGGACAAACUGGUGUGCGCUGCACCAAGUUCAAAAGCUCGCAGCUCAAAGAAGCCAUACUCGACGUCAAGAUCUGGCUUGUCGCACUGAUGAUGGCAUCAGCAUAUACCGUUAACGGUGCUGUAAGCGGUUUCGGACCCCUCAUCGUCUCGACCUUCGGCUGGAGCACCCUGCACUCCAUCCUGUUCCAGUUCCCCCUCGGCGGACUGUGCUUCAUCGUGAUUCUCCUCACAGGCUGGCUAGGCUCCAAGUUCACCAACAUCCGCAUCUUCAUGCUCAUCUUUACAUGUCUCCCCGUCAUCGCAGGUUGUGCCAUCAUCUGGAAGAGUGAGUGGAGUUACCGCGCUGCUGCGCCGGUGGUGGGAUACUCAAUUACAGGAUUCUUUGGGGGCACGGUGAGUCUGAUAAUCACUAUUGGAAUGUCCAAUGUUGCGGGUCAUACGAAGAAGAGUUUUAUGGCUGCUACGAUAUUUGUGGCGUAUUGUGUGGGAAAUAUUGUUGGACCGCAGCUUGUUUGGAGUCAGACGAAGAAGGAUCAUUAUCCUGCUCUUUGGUUGGGGCUGAUUAUCUGUUACAUCAUUUGUAUUUGUGCGUCGACUACGCUGUACUUUGUUCUGAGGAAUGAGAACAAGAGGAGGGAUGCUCUGGGGUUGGGAGAAGAGAGUGAGAGAGCGAAGCUGGCGUUCCAGGACUUGACUGAUAAGGAGAACCCUUACUUUCGUUACGUUUACUGA